Messenger RNA from Aspergillus terreus NIH2624, 432 nucleotides. RefSeq lists its product as uncharacterized. NCBI's taxonomy places the organism in Eukaryota, Fungi, Ascomycota, Eurotiomycetes, Eurotiales, Aspergillaceae. The record is from RefSeq and is a predicted model, not a curated record. The coding region runs from base 1 to 432 and encodes 143 amino acids. The transcript has 2 exons.
AUGCUCUUCGCCAUUGCGUCCCUCCUUACCACCGCGCUGGCCGCCCAGGGCGCCCUGGCCGCAUCCACUACGUCAACCCUCGGCACGCAACACUGCCAUUCCGCCGACCAGUACGGAAAAUACAAGGACGUCAAGGCCAGAGUGCAGCAGUUUGGCGCGUCCAUGGCGUGCUAUAAGAAGGGUGGCAUCAUCUCCUCGGGAGACUCACCCAUCUCUUGGUACGUGACCGGUGCCAACGACAAGCCCGGAUACAACUACGGAAUCUCCUGGAUCGAUGGCUGCGAGGGAGAGCCUCAAAACUCCAGCACGCCCGUUGAUGGAGCCACCUGCGAAGACCUCCUCAUUGGAAACUGGAAGAAUUGCAAUAAUAACGGUGCUGGGGGAUGGAUCGACGCUGGGUGCGUGAGAUAUACGUUCUAUCCGUCUGUAUGA